AUGAUGAUCCUGACGGGUGAGGAGGGUGACGGUGGCAAGGUAACUCAGGCAGACAUCGAGCGGGUUCAGAAAGAACUGGGCCUGGAUCGCCCGGUAUACAUCCAGUACGCCGACUGGCUUUGGAAAAUUGCCCAGGGCGACUUUGGCGAUUCCGUAUGGUAUGGAACCCCGGUCCUGGAUGAUCUGAAAGAACGGUUUUUCAUAACCCUUGAACUGGCAGCGCUGGCCAUUGUGCUGGCAUUCAUCGCUGCGGUGCCGUUGGGUGUGCUCUCGGCGGUCAAGCAGGACACGCCCCUCGACCACGUGAGCCGCUUGCUGGCGCUCGUGGGGAUCGCACUGCCCACUUUCUGGUUGGGCAUAUUGGUGAUCUAUGGUCUGACCUAUUCUGUGGGAUGGUUACCGCCGUUGGGAUACGCCACCUUAUGGGGCGAUCCCUUCACCAAUCUGCAACAGUUAAUCUUCCCGGCCUUGGUACUGGCUUUCCACGACAUGGCUUUCACGGCGCGGGUCGCCCGUUCGGCUAUGCUGGAAGUCCUGCGGGAAGACUACAUGCGGACCGCGCGCUCCAAGGGCCUGCGCGAAUGGACCGUGGUUGGACGCCACGCUUUGAAAAACGCCCUCCUCCCGGUGAUAACCGUAUCCGGUUACCAGUUCGGUCGUCUGCUGGGAGGGACGAUCAUCAUCGAAUCCAUAUUCGUGAUACCCGGCGUUGGACGUUACCUCAUUGACGCAAUCAUCCACCGUGAUUUCGUCGUGGUCCAGGGCGUGGUGCUAUUGGCCGCGGCCGUGGUGCUGCUCCUGAACUUGGUGAUUGACGUCCUGUACGGUGUGCUCGACCCUCGCAUCCGGUAUUCGUAG
This is a messenger RNA of Geodia barretti, 858 nucleotides long. The record is from the annotation of a GenBank genome assembly. Lineage: Eukaryota; Metazoa; Porifera; Demospongiae; Tetractinellida; Geodiidae.